GAAAGCAGCACGGCUACAGUUCACGGAGGCGGGAACGGGGUCUGUUUAGGUGAUGGUGGGAUAUCUCUGUCUCUGCUGCCAUGGAUGAUCUGUUUACCUGUGAGGACGCAGCCACGUGGAGGACUGUGUAUGAGAAAUAUUGGAGUGUAGUGGAGGUCAAGGCCAAAGGCAAGAAACCUGGGAAGCUGCUGAACCUUGACAAAUGGUACCAGGAGGAGCUGCCUGCGCUCAUCUCAAGUCGACCUGACAAACAUGUCACCCUGUCCGACCUGGUGAAGCUGAUGGAGUGGAAGCUCACUAGAGGGAAGUUCAGGCCGAGGCUGCAGCAGCUGGUGGCGUCCAACAGUGAGGACACAGUGGAGAAAUGUUCCAGAAAAUCCUUCAGCCUCUUGCCGAACGUGCAGGCCGCCAUCGCAGAGCUCAGCUCCCUGAAAGGAGUCGGCCCUGCCACGGCUUCAGCUGUGCUAGCGGCAGGCGCUCCAGAACAGGCUGCAUUCAUGUCGGAUGAAGCCAUGGAGAGUGUACCAGGCCUGAAACCCAUCCAGUACACGGCCAAGCACUACGCUCUGUACCUGGACAAGAUGACGGAGAGGACUGAAAAGCUGAACAAAGUGGAUCCGCAGCAGGACUGGACGCCCCACCGGCUGGAGAUGUGUUUGUGGGCAAUGGCCGUAGCCAAACAGCAGCAGCUCCAGCUUCUAAAGGAUGUCGACUUGAAGGGCAGCAAUGUCCAAGAGAAGCGGUCAGACCCAGACCAUGACACUGACAAGAGACCAGUAAAGAAGCGCAGAACUGUAUAAAAUGUUAUAUGAAAGCUGCUUUAAUGUUUGUAAUUUUUAUGUUUUUUCUUAUAUAAUAAAGGAUUUAUAUGAACACAAUGA
Mugil cephalus (flathead mullet) is the source of this 881-nucleotide messenger RNA. RefSeq lists its product as uncharacterized. The record is from RefSeq and is a predicted model, not a curated record. Bases 81 to 800 code for a protein of 239 amino acids. Lineage: Eukaryota; Metazoa; Chordata; Actinopteri; Mugiliformes; Mugilidae. The transcript is spliced from 6 exons.